UUUGUACUGUUCGGUAAAAGUCUGUUUUCAGUUGUUUAGAAAGGAUCAGCAAACUUAAUUUUAGUAACAGAAACCCUCAACAGAUGGCAAUUGAUGAUGAAUUCGUUAAAUGGGUCCGUCUUGUUGGUGGAAACUCACAAUGCUUCCAACGUCACGGAGUAUUCUUACAUCCCGUAUCAUCAACGUCUGGAAACUUAUAUCUUGCCCAUAAUCUUUGCCAUAAUAUUUUUUGUAGGAUUAAUAGGCAAUGGUACUUUGGUCUACAUAUUCUUGCACAACAGGACAAUGAGAAGCGUGCCAAAUAUCUACAUCAUGAGCCUCGCAUUGGGAGAUUUGAUCGUCAUAGUGGGAAACGUGCCCUUUACUAGCACCAUUUACCUGUUUGAUGCCUGGCCGUAUGGAGAAUUUAUAUGUAAACUGAGUGAAUUUUUGAGAGAUGUGUCCAUUGCCGUAACCGUUCUGACACUAACUAUGCUGAGUGUUGAUAGAUAUAUCGCUAUAGCUCUACCAAUACAGAAAGUUACCGGUAGUCACGCGAAAACACUAACUGUAGUCAUAGCAAUAUUCAUAUGGUGUGUAUCCGUGGCCAUAUCCGUUCCCGGAGCCUAUUACUCCUUCCUGUUAGAAAUGCGAGUUGAUAACGACAAGGUUGUUUACGUAUGUUACCCAUUUCCAGAAAAUAUGUCACCCUGGUAUCCACGAACAAUGGUGCUACUGAAAUUUCUUUCACUUUAUGUCGUUCCUUUAUCGAUUAUCGCUAGCUUCUAUGUCCUGAUGGCCAAACAAUUGCUGAAGAGCACGAAGAACACAGUGGGACAGAACGACAGUCACACCAAACAGUUGAAGGCACGAAUUAAAGUAGCGAAAAUCGUAUUGGUGUUUGUAUUCGUCUUUGCCAUCUGUUUCUUUCCCAAUCAGGUGUUCCUCAUGUGGUUCUAUUUCUAUCCCAACGCAGGAGACCACUAUAAUGAUUUCUGGCACAUUUUGAAGAUGUCGGGUUACGUACUGACUUUCGUCAACAGUUGCCUCAACCCCAUUGCUCUGUACUUCAUUAGUGGAGUGUACAGGAAAUAUUACAAGAGAUACCUUUGUUGUUGCCACAACGAAAUUCAUAAAAACACAAUGGUGGUUUUCCGGACACUUCAUACCACUUCUGUUAGGAACCAUUCUUUGGGGACGACCAUCACAAAGAUUUAAAAGAUUUCCUGUCGCUUGCUUAUCGGUUGUGUAAACUUAUAAAUUAGUUUUAUCGUAUAAAAUUGCGUGUUUAUGGAGUAAGACAGUGUCUAGUUGGUAAAUUACAGGGGUUAACUGUAAAUGCAACAACGUUCGAAGUGUGUAAAAGAGAUAAAGUAAAUUGAAAUAAAAUACUAAACACAUCACGAAUCGAAAAAAUUCCCUUAUUUUUGAGGUGCGAAACUGUAAAUAAGCCGUUAUUACUGUCAUAUUUACUCAUUUUUUACCUUAUCUGACUCAAAUUCAACUAAUUUCAUACAUGAAUAAGUGUAGUUUCCAUCUUAUUUUGACAUAUAUAAACAAAACUAAGUCUAUUUUCGACCCGUAAACAAAACAUAGUCUUGUAGAAACCAUAAAUUGGUAGGAUUUUCUUAUUUUUGACACGUCUAAACCAUAAAUCCUUAGUACUUUUCACACGAGAAAACACAAAUAGGAAGUGAAAAACAGGCUCAAAUUCUUCUGUUUUUGACUUGUCAGAUUGUUAAAAAGAAGGAAAAUAGCCUAAAAUUCACUUGUGUUUUUCUAUCAGACCAACACUUUCAACUAAUUUACAACACAUCUAACAUUUAUAGAACUACCUAAUGCUUAUAAAUGAACGUAAUUUAUCUCUUCUACAUUCUUCCAACGUUGUUGUUACUAUUUAUUUAUGGUUCGCUCGAUAAAUAAUCUGCCACUUAUUUUAUUUUAAAGACACUUCAACAGAUUAUGUCAGCCUUAACUGUUUAGACUUUAAAUUAUUCAUUAAUUAUCCAAAGAUGAAGAAAAAAAAUGGAAGAAAGUAAUUGAGAUUAUUACAGAAGA
Molecule: messenger RNA, 2037 nt
Organism: Centruroides sculpturatus (bark scorpion)
Lineage: Eukaryota; Metazoa; Arthropoda; Arachnida; Scorpiones; Buthidae
Product: neuropeptide CCHamide-1 receptor-like
Exons: 2
Coding region: 94-1197 (367 amino acids)
Biological process (GO): G protein-coupled receptor signaling pathway
Cellular component (GO): membrane
Molecular function (GO): neuropeptide Y receptor activity
Source: RefSeq, a predicted model, not a curated record